UUUCAAUAGUAAUGGGAAUACCCACGGUGAAGAGGGAAGUUAAAUCUUACCUCAUAGAAACUCUUCAUUCCCUUAUUGAUAAUUUGUAUCCUGAAGAGAAGAUGGACUGUGUUAUAGUAGUCUUCAUAGGAGAGACAGAUAUUGGUUAUGUACACAGUGUUGUAGCCAACCUGGAGAAAGAAUUUUCUAAAGAAAUCAGUUCUGGCUUGGUGGAAAUAAUAUCACCUCCUGAAAGCUAUUAUCCUGACUUGACAAAGUUAAAGGAGACAUUUGGAGACUCUAAGGAAAGAGUAAGAUGGAGAACAAAGCAAAACCUAGAUUAUUGUUUUUUAAUGAUGUAUGCUCAGGAAAAGGGCAUAUAUUACAUUCAGCUUGAAGAUGAUAUUAUUGUCAAGCAGAAUUAUUUUAAUACUAUGAAAAAUUUUGCACUUCAACUUUCUUCUGAGGAAUGGAUGAUUCUAGAGUUUUCCCAGCUGGGCUUCAUUGGUAAAAUGUUUCAAGCACCGGACCUCACUCUGAUCGUAGAAUUCAUAUUUAUGUUUUAUAAGGAGAAACCCAUUGAUUGGCUCUUGGACCAUAUUCUCUGGGUGAAAGUCUGCAACCCUGAAAAAGAUGCAAAACAUUGUGAUAGACAGAAAGCAAAUCUGCGAAUUCGCUUCAGACCUUCUCUUUUCCAACAUGUUGGUCUGCAUUCAUCACUAGCAGGAAAAAUUCAGAAACUCACGGAUAAAGAUUACAUGAAACCAUUACUUCUUAAAAUCCAUGUAAAUCCACCUGCAGAGGUAUCUACUUCCUUGAAGGUCUACCAAGGACAUACACUAGAGAAGACUUAUAUGGGGGAGGAUUUCUUCUGGGCUAUCACCCCAACAGCUGGAGACUACAUCUUGUUUAAAUUUGAUAAGCCAGUCAAUGUAGAAAGGUUGGUGAUUAUCAAAGUAUAUUUGUUUUUAUACAGUGGGUCCCAAAAUGUUGGGUUACAAGUUACCUUUAGUACAACAGUAUUUUACAUACUUUUUAAAAGUGGAGGUUUGGAAAUAAACAAAGAAACCAAAGACAAACAAUUAGAAGAUGGCUAUUUCAGAAUAGGAAAAUUUGAGAAUGGUGUUGCAGAAGGAAUGGUGGAUCCCAGUCUAAAUCCCAUUUCAGCCUUUCGACUUUCAGUUAUACAGAAUUCUGCUGUUUGGGCCAUUCUUAAUGAGAUUCAUAUUAAAAAAGUCACCAACUGAUCCUCUGCUAAGAAACCAACACAUUUUUUUCCUGUGAAUUUGUUAAUUAAAGAAAGUUAAGCGUGUACUUCUUUUUUUCCAACUUGAACACUACCUCUUGUGAAAUCUACUGUAGAUGAUUGUCAUUUCCACUUGGAAAGUGAAUCUCCCAUGGAUAAUCGUACUCAUUUGAAACUAAGCUGUCCUCUGAUUUUAAAUUGACUCAAACAUUUUACAAUUACGACAGCCUGUUAAUAUGACUUGUACUAUUUUGGUAUUAUACUAAUACAUAAGAGUUGUACAUAUUGUUACAUUCCUUAAAUUUGAGAAAAAAUAAUGUUAAAUACAUUUUAUGAAGGGGGUACUUUUGAAGUUCACUUAUUUUACUAUUAUAGGCCCUCUUUUAUAGAUUAUCAGGGAUUAUAUAUAUAAAUAUAUAAAUAUACACAAAAUGUUAUGGAGUUAAUUUAUUAGAAACAUUUAAGAAGUACAUAUUUUUGUGCCGUAAAUUUUUGAAUCGAUACUUUUUUUGAAAACCAGUUUACCUUGCUUUUUUAAGUUCUUUCUAUAUUUUUCUUUGGAAAUGCAAACAUUACACAUCAAUGCCAUUUUUCAAAUGUACUGCCAUUUAAGAUUGAUUAUAGAUGGAUUUCUUAACUGAAGUACUUUUAUAAUCAUAGAAAUUCUGAACAAAAUACUUUCAAAGGCAUUUGUCAUUCCUUAAAGCCAAGAUUUUAAAGACCAACAUCCUUCUUGAGGGUUAGUUUACUAUACUGUGUAUGGUGUAUAGCAACAGAUCAGUCUGAUAAAUUUCAGUGAGCAGGUGGGAUACGUUCAACCCGAAUUAUCAUAGACUGAACUCUUUACAUUUCCUGAGAUGUAAAAUGGCAAACUCUUCUUUCCUUUUUAAUCUUUGUCUGUAACCUGAGUUAGAUGCAUUGUAUGUUUCCUUGUUCAUACUUUUAUAUGUACUCAUUUUAUGAGUUCUGAAAUUUUUUUUCUAGGUAAUUCUAUUGUGUGAGUUAUGAUUGAUAUAAUUUUAAAGAAACAAUUGCAAUACUGGUUUUUGGUGAAAGGUAUGGUAGCAAUCGUAUGUUUUUCUAAAAUGAGUUAUUCUAUUGCAUUAUAAACUUACAAGUAAA
Molecule: messenger RNA, 2347 nt
Organism: Galeopterus variegatus (Sunda flying lemur)
Lineage: Eukaryota; Metazoa; Chordata; Mammalia; Dermoptera; Cynocephalidae
Gene: MGAT4A
Product: mannosyl (alpha-1,3-)-glycoprotein beta-1,4-N-acetylglucosaminyltransferase, isozyme A
Exons: 13
Biological process (GO): protein N-linked glycosylation
Cellular component (GO): endoplasmic reticulum; Golgi stack; endoplasmic reticulum-Golgi intermediate compartment
Molecular function (GO): acetylglucosaminyltransferase activity
Source: RefSeq, a predicted model, not a curated record